This is a messenger RNA of Cimex lectularius (bed bug), 2187 nucleotides long. RefSeq names its product transcription factor MafB (gene tj). Gene Ontology annotation, cellular component: nucleus. Bases 210 to 1256 code for a protein of 348 amino acids. Gene Ontology annotation, biological process: regulation of transcription by RNA polymerase II. The record is from RefSeq and is a predicted model, not a curated record. Gene Ontology annotation, molecular function: DNA-binding transcription factor activity, RNA polymerase II-specific; RNA polymerase II cis-regulatory region sequence-specific DNA binding. Lineage: Eukaryota; Metazoa; Arthropoda; Insecta; Hemiptera; Cimicidae. The transcript has a single exon.
UGGUGGAAAGUGUGGAGCGGUGAAAGAGAACCAAUGAGGUGAACGGGUGGCUAUCCGACUCCGCCUCUCUCCAGAGCCGCUCAAAACCUGGAGCCCGUUCGAAGAGCGCAGAAGUCGUCGGAUGUUCGCCGAGAGAGAGUAAAAGCGUUCAGUGCCGAUUUCGUCCUGUUGGGAUAUACCGCGAGUGCAUGAUGUGAACUCGGUUAUUGAUGGAAAACUCGUCAGAUAAAAUGGAAGCGGAAGACGGACAACUUGCCGCUCAAUACGUACAGGAAUUCGUUCUAGACCAUUUAGAGGACGUUUCCGUGAAGAAGGAAGGAGGUAUGGAAAGAUUGCCCUCAAUGUUAUCGUGCGGAGGAGGCGUGGUGCAGAUGAGCUCGCCGCAGCCUCAUCACCACCUGCUUACACCUCCGGGACACCAAUCUGAGGAUUACAAUGUCGUGACCAUGUCGUCGCAGCAUCAGCCGAUGAUGAUGCAGCACAGUAUUUACCCUGACACACCGGGGACUCCUCCGGACACCCCGCCGGAGAGCACCUCGCCCCAUUCGCCGCCCAACCGACAGUACCACCUGGAACAGUCGCAACUCCUGCUGCCGCAGAGGCCUCCCCAGGGUGUGGUAGACGAAAUGGGAUGGAUAAUGGCCAACGGGGGUCCUCUGAGGCAGGAACCUCUCGAUCUGAGGCCCAACUGCGGGGGAGACCCCCUCGCCGAGGACUGGGUUCAACUCCAACACGGUCCGGUCAUAAACCCGGGCAAGAGGAUAUUAGAAUACCACCACCAACACCACCAUCACCAUCACCAUCCAGACGACGAUCUGGAAAUGAGCCCUUCGACCCCCAUGCAGAAUUCUAUGCAGAUGCAGAUGCAGAUGUCAGUGCCGAUGAAAGGGAGUGAUGGUAGAAGUUCCGCCGAGGAUAUAAUCAGCGACGAACUGCUCAUGUGCCUUACCGUCAGGGAGCUCAACAAACGACUACAAGGCUUUCCCAGAGAAGAAGUCGUAAGGUUGAAGCAGAAGAGGCGCACGCUGAAAAACCGCGGCUACGCCCAGAAUUGCAGGAGCAAACGCUUGCACCAGAGACACGAAUUGGAAAUGACUAACAGAAGCCUGCAGAACGAACUGCACAGGAUAAAACAAGACCAUUCGAGAAUCUCUCAAGAGCGCGACAUGUACAAAUUGAGAUGCGAGGCGCUGAUGAAGAGGCUGGAAGGUCGCGAAAACAUCCCCUGCAGUCCAGCGUCCACCACCUACAUGUGACGCAGGUGAGAAGAACCAAAACUCCGUUUGUGAUAUGUAAAAUGAGACGGUGAACUAACUUGUGUUUACUCAAAAUUCAAAUAAGUUUUCCUUUAGAUUAAACAGGACAAAACUGAAGUUUCGAAAAGCUGUAGAAAGUUGUUUAAACACAUUGUAGUUCUUUCGUGUAUAUACUAUUUACCGUUAAUGUACUUUAUAUUUUCUUCUUUCAUUGUCUAUGUUAAAGACAGAAGCCAUUCCAACGAUCUAUGGAAUAUAAAAUUUCUUGUACAUUUUUUUGAUGAAAUUGAGAGGCAAAAUAUUUUAUUACUUAAUUACAAUAUCAAUGUUAAUAAUUAUAGAUAACAAUCGAAAAUUAAGGUGUUAUUCUUAAUAAUCAUAUCAUAGAUUGUAAAAAGUACAGCAACUUCCGAGAGAAAGGGGGGAAAGGUUUAUAAGUACAAAAGAAUAUAUAAUUUAUGGUAUGGAGAAGUGAUUGUACAAAGUUCAUGUUAUUUUUAUCUUUGAAAUUUUUUAUUUGUUUAAUUUUUAUGUUUAAAAAAUAUUUGUAAGAUAUUGUUUCAUUUUUAUAUGUACAAUACGAUUUAUAAAAUGGAAAAUGUUAUUGUAUUCUAUCGAGGAUCUGAUUUCUUAUCACAGGCGAGAAAAUAAUUUUAAUAUUUUUAUUUUCAUAUUAUUGCGGGCUUUCAGUGAUUAUUUUCAAUAGUUCCCUCGCCGCUUGGUUAUUUUUGUUUGUACUUAAAAAAGGUUUCGUUUCUGUUUGAAACGGCUCCUCGAUAUGGAUUUAUUACUAUUUUUAUGUUUUUUCGUAUAAUGACUGAUGCUACGGGAUGUUUAUUUUUUAAAAUAAAAUAUAAAAAAAGAUGUAUUUAUCUUUCUUAGUUAAGCUUAAAAACAAGGUUUUUGUUCAAAUUGUGCCAAGUAGUCUAAA